UAGAAAAAAUAAUUGUAUCUACUUACUUCACAGUUUGUUAAUUGCAAAACCAGAAGUAGAUAUCCAUCCACCAGAAUGGAAUUCUUCCACAAGGCCGAAUCGGUUCGACUCCGCAGCCACCAUGAAAAAUACCUACUUGCCCAAGAAGAUGGAGAGACGGUCAGACAGGACAGAAAUGGAGCACACAAGAGAGCUCAAUGGAACGUCGAGUUCGUAACCGGCUCUGACUCUGUUAUCCGCUUUAAGAGCUGUUACGGCAAGUAUCUCACCGCCUCCACCGAGCCAUUUCUAAAAGGUUUGAGUAGCUGUCAGAAAGUUCUACAGACCCUUCCCUCACCUCUUGACUCUACGGUCGAGUGGGAACCCAUAAGAGAUGGGGAACACAUCAGGCUCAUGAGCCGCUACAGUCAUAGCUUCCUCAGGGGCAGUGGAGGACUUCCACCAUGGCGGAAAUCGGUCACCCAUUACCCAGCUGAUGAUGAAACAGAAAAGUCUAGCUUGGAAUGGGAUGUUGAUAUUGUUGGGAUACAUCAGGGUACAAAGGCUCACAGACAACCCCCUCCUCAGGCCCCUCGGGUGCCUGUCAAAGGCAAAACUCCAAGUCAUCCUCAUGCUUCUGUACAAGGCAAUAUGACUUACAUGCAAUAUGCACAGGUAGGAGUUGAUGCAGGCAAUGUAGCAGUUGAUGUAGGAAAUCUAAUGACUCAUGUUGUGGAUGAAAUGGAAGACGCUGAAGGAGAUGGGGACGCCAUGGGAGACGAGGAAGGAGAUUUAGAGGCACCGGAAGUUGAGGAUGCAUCCGGAUUUGCUGAUGCAGCAGAAGGUCUAAUGGGAGAUGCCUUGGAUAUGGCAAGUAAUUGUCUCAUUAUGUAGAACCUUGCUUCAUCAUGUUUAAUAGUUAGUUUAAUUCACAAGUGAACAAAAUUUAGCAGGGAGUUAAUUAUUCAGCAAAAAUUCACAUAAUUAAAAUUCUUUUUUUUUUUUUUUUUGGUCUGUAAAGUGUAAAUUAU
This is a messenger RNA of Ziziphus jujuba (common jujube), 1010 nucleotides long. RefSeq lists its product as uncharacterized. The transcript is spliced from 3 exons. The record is from RefSeq and is a predicted model, not a curated record. NCBI's taxonomy places the organism in Eukaryota, Viridiplantae, Streptophyta, Magnoliopsida, Rosales, Rhamnaceae. The coding region runs from base 76 to 873 and encodes 265 amino acids.